Rotaria sordida is the source of this 1758-nucleotide messenger RNA. Lineage: Eukaryota; Metazoa; Rotifera; Eurotatoria; Philodinida; Philodinidae. The record is from the annotation of a GenBank genome assembly.
AUGGAUCGUUUGCAUAUUGAACAUUGUCUUUUAAAACAACCAUCAUAUUUUCGCCAUAUCAUCUAUUCAUUUAUUUUACUUUUAAUAAGUACAUUGAUUGGUACAAUUUUCUUUCAGUUACAUAUUCAAGUUUUUAAUUCAAUAUUUGGUCCAUUUCAUCUCAAUUUAGAACAAUUUAUUCAACAUGUUAACAAUUUUAAAAGUCAACAAUCAUCAUCUCGAUUCUGGAAAAUUGAAUAUAUUCAAGUUGAAUUAAAUGAAAAUAAUAUUCAACAAUCAUUCAAUACAUAUGAUAUUAUUCGACAAUAUUCUGAUCCAGUCACACGUCAAUAUUCAAUUGCAACAUACAAAAAAGUUCAAUAUCCAGACAUAUAUGUUAAAUUACCAACGUCUACUCAAGAAUAUUUUCAUGCGCAAUUUCCAUUUCGGUUUCAUUUAUAUUCAAUUCGAACACUUAAAUGUAUUGUAAAAAAUUUACCAUCGGACUCAGAAAUGACACAUAGAUCAUGGGUUGAAAAGAUUGAUUAUGUCAAAUACAUAAAGAAGCAGUAUGAUAAGAAUUCAACUCAAUUUAAUAGAGCAAUAUUAACGAAAUGUGGUAUCUUGAUUGGAUAUCUAUAUCGACCAAGAAAUGAAAAGGCUUUUAUUCAAGGUAAACAACAUCAAUUUUAUUCAUUUGAUAUUGCUCUAAAUAUCACACAACCGUAUUAUCCAUUUUAUAAAUUUCUCAUAUGUGGUUUAAUUGCCUUAUGGUUAUUAUUAAAAACACUAUUCUAUAUUAUUCUCUAUUUGAGAAAUAUCAUUUGUUGCAAAAUUUUGCACAAAUAUGGAUUAACAAAAAUAUCUUUGAAACUAUCUAAAAAUGUUCAGGAAGAGCUCUGGCUAUUGAAUUUGGACGGAUCAUCUCAUGAACAAUUAUUAAAAUUUGAUGAAUUUGUACGACAAUGUGAACAUAGAUUUAACAAUCAAUUACUCAUCAUUGAAAAUGAUCAAAACCAUCUGUUUGUUGUUUUAUUUCAAGUAGACUUACAGAAAUGUUCUACAAUCCACUAUGAAUCAUCACCAUUUAUUAUUUGUCCUGAAAGUGAUAUACGAAUAAUUAGACACGAUGAAGGUAUUUUGUAUGGUAAAGAUCUUUCCAAGAUUCCAUGGCCAAUAACCAUGACAGGUGAACAAAAUUUUGCUGAGUGGUUACAUCAAGAACUCAUGGAAAUAAGUUCAGGUUAUAGACAACGAUAUCAACAACGUCUUCAAAAUGAACGAUUCGGCCAGCAACAGUGUGUGACAUUUCGAAAUCGACAUCGCUUGAGUAUUCAUCAACAUCGAGACGUAUCAAAUAGAUCAAUCGUACACUCAAGUUACAUGGCACGAUUGAUUCAUGAAGAAGAAAAUUUUCAGACUCUCAAACUUGAACGACAAUCAAUAGGUCAACGUAUAUAUGAACGUGAUUCUCCAGCUUCGGCAAGAUUCAUUGCCGAGUUUCGAAUGAAACAUGAACAAAACAAGAUUAUAGUAGAUACGAAAAUGGCGAAUGAACAAAUUCAAUGUAUUGUCUGUUUGGAAUAUUUAAAAUUAAACGAGCAAUAUGCACCAUGGCCAUGUCCUGGCAAAAAGAAACAUAUAUUUCAUUAUCAAUGCAUGCUCAGCUCAUUACGAUCAAAAAAUAAAUGUCCACUAUGUCGACAUGAAGUAGACGGCGUUCCAAUGCCUACAAUACAAAAUUUGAUGCCUGAAUUAUUCAGACAUAUAGUUUUAUAG